UCAUUGACAAGCUUGUAUGUAAGUUUUAAUUUUAUUCUAACUGUAGAUACAAGGGAUUCUAGACAAACACGACAUUUGAAACAUUAGAUCAAUGAAAGUAAAUUUAUAAAUAAAUAAACCAGAAUUUUCAAUUGUUUUAUAAUUUUAUCAUGACAUAAAGACCACCCUUUUUGUGAAAAUCUCGAAUUAUAUACUAAGAUCCAGGAUCAAAGGAACAAACAAACAACUGUCAAAUGAAGAAGAAAGUUGGUCUACAGUUGACCUUAAAAAAUACUCUCUUGUUGUUGACAUAACAUAAAACUACUUUUUAGUUUGAAGUAGAAUUGCAGAAGAAACGGUAAAUCCCAGCUACAAUUAAAUCGAGUCGGGUCAAGGUAGCACAGAAUAAUACCGUAAUUAUAAUUUUAAUUAAGUCGUAUUUAUUCAUGCACACAGUUCAAGGUUCACAGUUUCAUACUGACGGCUGACGGCAAAAAACGUAAACAUAUAACUAUUAUGUACUUAGUGCCUACAAUAUCUUAAUAUACAACAUGUAAUAACAAUGAACAGUAUCACGCUGAUAAUGUGUAAAUACGUCAGAUAAAGAAAAAAUAAGUUUUAUUGCUACUGAUAUCCAUUUUGUCCAAGUGAAACCAUCCGCGAGUGCCGCGAGUCAGGAUGGACGUAAUAAUCAAAGUAAAUAAUCAGACCACUGGAAGAGACAAAUUAGCCAGGCUUAUUCAGUACACAAGUCGUCUAGUCUGGCAUCAAUUGGAAAUCAGGAAUGCAAACAAGUAUUCCGUUGACAGAAUAAAAAAUUUAGAGCUAACAUUCAGUUCUUUCAGAAAAAUUUUAAGGCUUGGAAGAUGCAUAGAUAUCUGCUACACGGCUCUAAAUAGCAUGCACAUUGAAGACCCCAUAUUAAGAGUAACAUUGACAAUAAGCAAACUGGCGCAUGCACUGUUCCUCUACUCGGACCAUAUAGUUUGGCUGACUAAAAGUGGAUUUCUUAAAACAGAUUCAGAAAAAUGGAACAGAACAGCCAAUAAAUUCUGGCUCAUUUCAAUCAUUGCGAACCUAGCCAGAGAUUUCUAUGAAAUUGUCCAUCUCAUGGGUUUACAUCGGACAUCAUUGUUGAAACCUUCAGAACUUCUGAAUUCUACAAUGAAGUAUGACGUGAAUGGUAGCAUCAAAUACAUGUACAUGUUGAUGACCUGCCAUAAAGAUGUAUUUAUUGAUACUUUAAAGAAUUCUUGUGACAUGUUCAUUCCACUCACUGCAUUAGGUGUUACUAAAUUAAGUCCGAGCACUGUAGGAGUACUAGGGGCUAUUUCCUCAUUGGCUGCAUUAGUAACCAUUGUGAAACCAAUUACUAAAUUAGUGCCUGCUUAAAUUAUGAUGAUUUCUUUAUACGGUGCUGGGCUUAUGUAUCUAGAUUCGAUUGUGAUAAUUCAAUUGGAAUUUUUUAUAUAUUGUUCAUAGGAAUUUUUACUGUAGAAAUUUAGGCAAGAGUACUGCAAGAUAUAUGCUUUUAAAAAGUCAGUUUAGUAAUUUUAAAGUUAUCAUUAAGAAUUAAUGAACAAUUAAUGUAGAUUUUUGUCUUUUUAUUAGUGGCUUGAGUUUGUAUCAAACUAUUAUAAUUAUGAUUAUGUAAAAUAAUAUCUCUACUUAAUUAUCUGUAGUACUUAUAUGAAAAAUACAAUUUUAUUGUGGUACAAUGAAUAAAAUGAAUAAAAAUAUACUCUUUUAAUCAAU
Molecule: messenger RNA, 1734 nt
Organism: Spodoptera litura
Lineage: Eukaryota; Metazoa; Arthropoda; Insecta; Lepidoptera; Noctuidae
Gene: Pex11ab
Product: peroxisomal biogenesis factor 11ab
Biological process (GO): peroxisome fission
Cellular component (GO): peroxisomal membrane
Source: RefSeq, a predicted model, not a curated record